Messenger RNA from Glycine soja, 2539 nucleotides. RefSeq names its product 5'-nucleotidase domain-containing protein 4-like. The record is from RefSeq and is a predicted model, not a curated record. The coding region runs from base 396 to 2192 and encodes 598 amino acids. Gene Ontology annotation, molecular function: 5'-nucleotidase activity. The transcript is spliced from 17 exons. NCBI's taxonomy places the organism in Eukaryota, Viridiplantae, Streptophyta, Magnoliopsida, Fabales, Fabaceae.
AAAUUGGGAACCAACCCAGAAAAUUGUGGCCGGGCACUACUUAUCCACGCCAGAAGCAGAAAUGAGCAGAAGAGAAUAAUGCAUAAACAAGCCUUGAUACGUUCCCUCCAUCAUCUCAAUUCUCAAUUCACGAACCCUCGCAUUUCUGGUGUUGCUAUUAUCGUGAAAAGAAAAAGGAACGGUAGGUGGCAUUAGUAGCACUAUGCUAUUGAAAUUUGAAAGGGGAACUAAUUCCUUCCCCAAUACGAAUUGAUCUAAUCCAAAUUCCGGGAUAGGAAUAAUCCGUUUCCGAGAAAUGCUAAUUUGGCAAAGCUGCAUUUUCGUUUGCGCCUCUGCAAUUCCCGCAGCAUCUGAUUCCCUCACAAUGUCCACCACGCCUAUUUAAUCGGCUCACGAUGCGAUUUCCCAAGAGGCACUUCUCCUUUUCUCUCUCCAACUUCUCUCCUCCUCUCCCACCUCUUUUCUCUCCUCGCCUUCUUUUUGUCUCUGGAAUCGGCGCCAAACCUCCUCGCUCACUCGCCAACGCCACGUCACCAGGAGUUAAUCCGUUGUUGCAUGCUCAAUAUUCAAUGGAUGGGAACCAUGAAAUUGAUGUACAUGAUUCAAGAUUGAGGGAUUUGCCUGGCCGUGAUGGCAGCAAACAGCCACGUGUAUGGUCAUCUCCUGAAAAUGGAGUUAAAACUGAAAUAGGCAAGCAGAUAUUUUGUAACCGGUCACUGAAUAUGAAGAACAUUAUUGCUGUGGGAUUUGACAUGGAUUAUACUCUGGCACAGUACAAGCCUGAAACCUUCGAAUCUCUUGCUUAUCAAGGCACAAUCAAAAAGCUGGUUUAUGAUUUGGGAUACCCUCGCGAGUUACUAAAUUGGUCUUUUAACUGGAAGUACAUGGUCAGGGGCUUGGUUCUUGACAAAAAAAGAGGCAACAUAUUGAAGAUGGAUCGCCACAAGUAUGUGAAAGUAGCCUAUCAUGGAUUUAGAGAGUUAUCAAAAGAAGAUAAAGUUGGGACCUAUGGAAAUACUUUAGUACGUGAUUCUUUUGAUGAGCCAGACUAUGCUCUAAUUGAUACACUCUUUUCACUUGCGGAAGCCUACUUGUUUGCUCAACUGGUUGAUUUUAAGGAUUGCAAUCCUGACAAGAUUCAGGAGGGUGUUGAUUAUGCUCGCAUGUACAAAGAUGUUCGAGCUGCAGUUGACUUGUGCCACCGUGAUGGAACAUUGAAGCAAAUGGUUGCUAUAGAACCAAAGCGGUAUAUUAAUGAAGACUCCUCAAUAGUGCCCAUGCUUGAAAUGCUCAGAGACUCUGGACAAGCAACGUUUUUAGUGACAAAUAGUUUAUGGGACUAUACAAACAUUGUCAUGAAUUUCCUCUGUGGAUCCAGUAUGGCAGAUGUCAGUAACAAUUUCGGCUGGCUUCAAUACUUUGAUGUUGUUAUCACUGGCAGUGCAAAGCCAGGAUUUUUUCAUGAGGAAAAUCGUGCCACCCUAUUUGAGGUUGUGCCUGAGACUGGAAUGCUACUCAAUACAGAUAAUGGCUCUCCUAUACCCCAGGUGGGUAAUACCUCAGCAAGGCUAUUCACAGAAGCAAAGAAUCAUGCUUGUCCAGUUUUCCAGGGAGGCAAUGUUUCUCAUCUGCAUAAACUGCUUUCCAUUGAAUCAAGUUCACAGGUUCUCUAUGUUGGGGAUCACAUUUAUGGAGAUAUACUACGCAGCAAAAAGGUUCUUGGAUGGAGAACAAUGCUUGUAAUCCCAGAGCUGGAGAAGGAGGUUAAACUACUCUGGGAAUCUAGGGAUUCCCGCAAGGAACUUCAAUUCUUGAGGAGUGAGCGUGACUGCAUUGAGGAUGAAAUACAUCAUUUGAAAUGGUCUCUCAAAUUCAAGAAUCCAGAUGCUGAUUCCAAGCAGAAGUUAUCUUCUGAACUUGAUAAAUUAAAGCUUGAAAGAGAGAGAGUGCGAUUAAGUCAUCAAGAAGCUCAGAAAAAAUUACAUCAAAGGUUUCACGAGCCAUGGGGACAGCUUAUGAAAACUGGUUAUCAGAAUUCUCGCUUUGCUCAUCAGGUUGAGAGAUUUGCUUGCCUUUAUACUAGUCAAGUAUCUAACCUGGGCUUAUACUCUCCAGACAAGUAUUACAGACCUAGUGAAGAUUUCAUGCAACAUGAAUUUGGCAUUAUGGCUUGUGAGACGCCAGACAUUUAAGUUGAGGAAUUUGGGGUAGUUUGGAUUUGGAAACCGAAUUGCCGAAUUCUGCUCUGCCCAGUGUUCCUGGUUCUCAUCUCCCUUCUCUGUUUUGUUGGCUUUGGACAGAGCUCCGUUUAGUAAUUGAUCUCUCCCCCUCCCCCCCAAAGAAAAGAAAAAGAAAAAAUUGCUAUAUAGUAUUAUUUUUAACGUUUGCUACAGUGGGUAAAAAAUACUAGAUUUUAGCGUUGUAUAGUUUCGUCGGGCACUUAACAAAAGUAAUUCGUGCCACUAAGCAGCAGGAAUUACACUAAUUGAGUUUCAUCCUUUAAUGUUCGAUUAGUAUUCGGUUGCGCUUAAUUCACUAA